Messenger RNA from Gambusia affinis (western mosquitofish), 4472 nucleotides. RefSeq names its product aldehyde dehydrogenase 18 family, member A1 (gene aldh18a1). The transcript is spliced from 18 exons. The coding region runs from base 384 to 2750 and encodes 788 amino acids. Gene Ontology annotation, cellular component: mitochondrion; cytoplasm. Gene Ontology annotation, molecular function: ATP binding; glutamate 5-kinase activity; glutamate-5-semialdehyde dehydrogenase (NADP+) activity. The record is from RefSeq and is a predicted model, not a curated record. NCBI's taxonomy places the organism in Eukaryota, Metazoa, Chordata, Actinopteri, Cyprinodontiformes, Poeciliidae.
AGUGAGGUAUGUCGAGUAUCAGUGACGUUCAAAUCGGAUGAAUUCGACCUGGACGUUCGGUCACAUUUGAAUCGGAUACGUAUCGGAUAUCCAAGUGGCCUGGGUCGCAUUCGAAAGAAAUCCGACCUAUGUUGUUCAUACUGUCAUGAAAAGAUGAGAUACAGGUCGCAUGACGUGAAGAAAAUCGGAGUUGGGUCACUUCAGGCUGCAGCGUAAACGCAGCCUUUGGUUAAUCAGCAGCGGGUAUUGUUAUAGGGAGGAGUUACUGACAUGUGGCUCUCCCCUCUGCUGCUCACUGAACACCGUCAGUCAUGGAGAGAGAAAUAAAUAGUCCAAGAAUGUGAAGAAGAUUUAAUCGAAACUGCAACAGGAACACAAUUUCUAUGCUGGAACUUCAGAAGUUUAAAAUAAAAGGGAAACUGAACAUGUUGCUGCAAAAGCUGAACCUGUGCUCAAAAAUUUCACCCCAGAGAUUCCAGUUUCUCAUCAAACAUCUGACUCAAGAAUUCAGUAAUAGAGUCCAUGGCAGCUCCUACGCACAUCGCGGCGAACUGCGUAAGGCCAAGAGGAUUGUGGUUAAACUAGGAAGCGCUGUGGUCACCCGUGGCGAUGAAUGUGGUCUGGCUCUGGGGCGACUGGCUUCAAUUGUGGAGCAGGUGGCCAUGCUGCAGAAUCAGGGCAGGGAGAUGAUGAUCAUCACCAGUGGAGCCGUGGCUUUUGGCAAGCAGAGGUUAAGACAUGAGAUCCUUCUGUCUCAAAGCGUCCGACAGGCGCUACAUUCAGGAAAUGGUCUGCAUAAAGAGAUGUUUGUCCCAGCACUGGAGGCCCGAGCCUGCGCUGCGGCUGGACAGAGCGGGCUAAUGGCUCUGUAUGAAGCCAUGUUCACUCAGUACAGCACAUGCACUGCACAGGUUCUUGUGACGAAUCUGGAUUUCCACGAUGAUGAGAAGAGGCAGAACCUCAACAGCACACUGCAGGAGCUUCUGCGCAUGAACAUCGUUCCCAUCAUCAACACCAAUGAUGCAGUGGUACCUCCACCAGAACCCAACAGCGACCUGCACGGGGUGAUCAGCAUUAAGGACAACGACAGUCUGGCAGCGCGGCUGGCUGUGGAGAUGAAGGCCGACCUGCUCAUAAUGCUUUCUGAUGUUGAAGGGCUUUACAAUAGCCCACCUGGAACAAACGAUGCUAAACUCAUUGACAUUUUCUACCCUGGAGACCAGCAGUCCAUCACCUACGGGACAAAGUCCAGAGUUGGGAUUGGAGGCAUGGAGGCCAAGGUUAAGGCAGCUCUUUGGGCGCUGCAAGGAGGCACCUCAGUGGUCAUUGCAAACGGCACAAACCCCAAAGUAACCGGCCAAGUAAUCACUGACAUAGUGGAGGGGAAGAAAGUGGGAACCUUCUUCUCUGAGGUCAAACCUGCUGUUCCAGGUCCAUCUGUGGAGGAGCAAACAGAAAUGGCCAGAAACUCAGGAAGAAUCCUGGCAUCUCUUCAUCCACACCAGAGAAGCGAGAUCAUCUGCCAUCUAGCAGAGCUGCUGACGGAAAGGAAAAAUGAAAUUCUGGCUGCAAACAAGAUGGACAUGAAGAUGGCUGUCAGCGCAGGACGUUUGCCUUCAGCCAUGUUGAAGCGUCUCAGCCUGUCAUCGGGUAAGCUAAGCAGUUUAGCUGUUGGUCUGCGUCAGAUCGCCAUGGCGGCUCAGGACAGCGUUGGGCGUGUGGUGCGAAGAACAAGGGUGGCUCCCGGUUUAGAGCUGGAGCAGGUCACUGUUCCCAUCGGGGUUCUUCUGGUCAUCUUUGAAGCCCGUCCUGACUGCUUGCCACAGGUCUCUGCUCUGGCAAUAGCCAGUGGGAAUGCUCUUCUCUUGAAGGGUGGCAAAGAAGCUGCCAACACCAACCGUGUCCUGCACCAGCUCACUCAGGAAGCACUUUCUCAGCAUGGAGUCAGAGAGGCGGUACAGAUGGUGAACACUCAUGAGGAAGUAGAGGAUCUUUGCCGACUGGACAAGAUGAUUGACUUGAUCGUCCCCCGAGGUUCGUCACAGCUGGUGCGGGACAUUCAGCGAGCAGCCAAGGGCAUCCCAGUCCUGGGCCACAGUGAGGGAAUCUGCCACGUCUAUGUCGAUGCAGACGCUGAUGUUGAUAAAGUCAUAAAAAUCGUGAGAGACUCCAAGUGUGACUACCCAGCUGCAUGCAAUUCAAUGGAAACUUUGCUAAUUCACAGAGAAAUCCUCAGGACUCCAAUGUUUGACAAGAUAAUUGAAAUGUUGCGCAUUGAACAGGUGAAGAUUCAUUCAGGCCCACGCUUUGCUUCCUACCUGACCUUCAGUCCGUCAGAAGCCAGCUCCCUACGCACAGAGUACAGCGACUUGGAGUGUUGCUUGGAGGUGGUGGACGGGUUGGAGGAGGCUGUGGAGCAUAUACACAAGUACGGAAGCUCCCACACCGACGUUAUCGUCACAGAAAACAAGGAGACGGCUGAACGGUUUCUGCAGCAACUGGACAGUGCUUGUGUUUUCUGGAAUGCCAGCUCUCGUUUUGCUGAUGGUUAUCGCUUUGGACUUGGAGCAGAGGUCGGCAUUAGCACAGCCCGUAUUCAUGCCCGGGGCCCUGUGGGCCUUGAGGGACUCCUCACCACCAAGUGGGUCCUGAGAGGUGAUGGUCACACGGUGGCUGAUUUCUCUGAGAGUGGCAGCAGGAAGUAUCUCCAUGAAAACAUCCCUGUUGAGCAGAAUUUAACUGGACACUAGCGUUCAUGUUAGCUUCGAUCGUGUGUCCUCUCUCAAAAGCUCUAAUUGAUGUUUUAUAAGCCGCUUACUAAAACUGUAAUAUUUAUUUUUUUGUUCACAUAAUUCUCAUUCAAUGACAGAGUUUAUAAACGUUUUAUUUUUUUCUGUUAAUUCCAUGAUAAUUUAGCAGCAGGCUAAAUUACCAAAUGCCUAAAUGAAGGAUUAUUUUUGGAGUGCCACAAGGUUCAGUGACUGGGCCAAUUCUCUUUAGUAUACAUAAUGUUCUUCCACUGGCUAAAAUCAUUAAAUACAUUUAAAUAUAGCUGGUGACUUUCAGCUACAUUUAUCCAAUCAGUUAAAUAGAUUAUAGGCAUGUCUUAAAAACAUAAAAACUGGAAUGACAUUAAACUUUCUGCUUUAAAAUCUUCUUUUAAAAGACAGAAUUUCUCAGAUUAGAUUAUUUGGAAAAAUAAACUACUUGGUUUAUUUUUAUGGCCUCCGAUAAUAAAGUAAAUAAUAAUAGUUAUAUAGUUGAGCAGACCAUGUAAUUUUAAUAUCUUAUUAAACAAGUUUCUGGGAUUUCUUGCUUUCAUAUUCAGAAUGUCCCAAAAUGAAAUUCACUGAAGCUGAAAAACUAGUCCAUGCAUUUGUUCCAGGCUGGACCACAAUAAUUGUUUACUAUCAGGACAUCCACAAUGUGCUGUUAAAAGCUUCAGCUGAUCCAAAAUGUUGAAAAGAGAGUUCAUAUUUCUUCUAUUUUAGCUUCUGUUCAUUGGCACUAUGUUAAACCUGGAAUAUAAUUCAAGAUUCUCCAUAUAUGUAAUAAUCAAGCUUUGCCAUGCAUCAGAAAUCUUUUAUUUGUUUCUAACAGAGGACUUUGCCCUCAGACUGCAGGUUUACUGCUGGUUCCUAAAAGUGGAAUGGGAGGCAGUUCCUUUAGGAUCCUCUCCUGAUAUUUAAAAGAAAAGGUUGUUUUAUACAAAUACAAAGACAACAUGUUCAAAUUAAAUGACACAAUUAUGAAUAGAUUUAGUGAGAUUUUUAUGUUAAGACAUUUGAAAAUGUUUUAAACUUCCAGAGAAGAAGGAGAGGGGGAUAGUAAUGUGAAAUCAGAGGAUUUUUAGUCACAUUUGGCUUCAUUUUUCUGUUCCACAUGUUGCUGUGGAACAGCUACCUGUAGUGAUUGUGUUUGCUUUCCUCGUUAUUCAACCAGCUGCAAAGAAAAUUUUCCUAAAAAGACAGUAAUAAAGUGAAUGCUGUGAAACAAGAAACAUUUUGUCUGCUUUAAUUUUCAGACUCUCAUUUCUGGGUCCAGCUGCACAUUUCCAUGCAAAUAUUCUUUUACUUGCUUUGUUUCCAGUGUAAGAAUUCAUGUUUUGGAAUUUCUUUAAGCAAUUUUGGAAAAAUUAGACACUGGAUAAUUUCAGGUGUGACAAAUCUGAUUUAAGCUUUACAAACUGGUUGUUUUUACAUGUCUUUUUUAAAAUAAAAUACCGUGUCAAGGAUAAAUAAUCAUGGAUUUUUUUCACAUUUAUUUUUUUAUUUAUUUGCUGUUGCCAGCUGUGCUCAUUUUUGAAUAUUGUGCUGCUUUCCUGCUUGUUCCUCAUGGUGCCCAGAGCCUCUGUCAGAGCUGGGAAGGCUAACUGACAAGCAUUCCUCUUUAAAGCUGCAGGGCUGAAUCAGACUGCUAAGUGAAGCUAUGCAACGCUUCAGCUCCUGAGCUCCUUUGUGAUGUCUCCGCGA